AUGAUGGAUUAUACUCAUAUGAACCAUGAGCAGGUGCAGCAGCAGCAGCAGCUGCAGGCUGCAACGGUUCUAUGUUGCAAUUGUGGUGUUCCCAUCGAUGGGUCCGGAGGCCUGGUGAUGUGUUAUGACUGUAUUAAAAUGACAGUAGAUAUCACAGAGGGUAUUCCAAGAGAAGCGAACAUUUCUUUUUGUAGAAAUUGUGAGAGGUUCUUGCAGCCACCUGGACAGUGGGUGAGAGCAGAGCUGGAGUCCAGAGAGUUGUUGGCUAUCUGUUUGCGUCGUUUGAAAGGUCUGACCAAGGUUAGAUUGGUAGAUGCGUCUUUCAUAUGGACGGAACCACACUCGAGACGUAUCAGGGUGAAGCUCACUGUUCAAGGUGAGGCCAUUGCAAACACUAUUAUUCAGCAAACUUUCGAAGUUGAGUACGUGGUGGUUGCCAUGCAAUGUCCAGACUGUGCGCGGUCGUAUACCACCAACACAUGGAGGGCGACAGUACAAAUCAGACAGAAGGUCCCUCAUAAGAGAACAUUUUUGUAUCUGGAGCAGUUGAUCUUGAAACACAAUGCUCAUGUCGACACCAUCUCUAUCAGUGAAACAAAGGACGGCUUAGACUUUUUCUACGGACAGAAGAACCACGCGGUGAAGAUGAUCGAUUUCCUGAAUUCGGCUGUUCCUAUCAAGCAUAAGAAAUCUGAGGAACUGAUCUCGCAGGAUGUUCACACGGGCAGCUCAACCUAUAAGUUCUCCUACUCUGUGGAGAUCGUGCCAAUCUGUAGGGAUGAUCUUGUGGUUCUGCCCAGCAAGUUGGCUAAAUCGCUGGGAAAUAUUUCACAGUUUGUUGUCUGUUCUAGAGUCACGAAUACAGUGCAGUUUCUGGACCCUAACACAUUGCAGACCGCUGAUUUGUCUGCUCAGGUAUACUGGAGGACCCCGUUCAGCUCAUUGGCUGACGUCUCGCAACUGGUUGAGUUCAUUGUGCUCGAUGUCGAACCCACGGGCGUGAGCAGAGGGAAGAACGUUCUUGCUGACAUCACAGUAGCAAGAGCCGCGGACCUCGGUGUCAAUGACCAGGAGUACUACGUUAGAUCCCACUUGGGUGCCCUAUGCCAUGCCGGUGAUAGCGUCAUGGGCUAUUUCAUCGCCAACUCUAACUACAAUUCCGACCUAUUUGAUGGACUGAAUAUCGAUCAGGUUCCUGACGUGGUUCUGGUCAAGAAACUUUACCGUAGAAAGACCAAGAAAAACAGAAACUGGAAGUUGAAGAGAAUGGCAAGAGAGCAUAAAGAUAUUGAUGCUUCUCAGGACUACAGUUCUAGGACACAGAAGCAAGAGAUGGAGCGUGCCGAAAGAGAUUAUGAAGUUUUCUUGCAAGAAUUGGAAGAGGACUCUGAGUUAAGACAAAGCAUCAACCUUUACAAGAACGUCCAGCAGACGUACCCAUCGCAAGAGCAUGAGAUGGAUGAGGACGAUGAUGAGGAUGCUCCACAGAUCGAUAUCGAUGAGUUGUUGGACGAGCUUGAUGACAUGACUCUAGAGGACGGGAAGCACGAUGAGGCAGUAGCUUAG
Molecule: messenger RNA, 1566 nt
Organism: Torulaspora globosa
Lineage: Eukaryota; Fungi; Ascomycota; Saccharomycetes; Saccharomycetales; Saccharomycetaceae
Gene: NMD3
Product: ribosome-binding protein NMD3
Exons: 1
Coding region: 1-1566 (521 amino acids)
Biological process (GO): ribosomal large subunit export from nucleus
Cellular component (GO): nucleus; cytoplasm
Molecular function (GO): ribosomal large subunit binding
Source: RefSeq, a predicted model, not a curated record